ACUCACAGGUUCCUCACCAUGCGCUGCUCCAGGGUAAGGCUCCCAAAAAUUGCCAAAGCCCUGAUUUGCCUCGUUGUUGUAUUACAGUUCUGCCUCUUCCUUGGCAGUUCCAGCUCCUUGUUUGACUUGGCAAAGACAAAGGUUUUCAGGAAAUUGAACAUUUUCCAGCAUGCCCCAGAGACACAACAAGUGGACCCCCAAGAGCAACAGGGUUUGAACUAUUCUGAUAAUGAGAACUCCAGGAGCAUUUUAAAGGUGACUUUGGGAGGACACAUCACAAGCCUCAAUGAUGUUGUGGAGAGCACACCAAGAAAAGGAAAGGAGGAGCAGAAGGAAACAGUGAAACCAGUUAUGAGUGUUAAGGAAGAAAAGGGGAACAUGGCUGUGAAACCACCACCCCAGUUGGAGGGAAUCAAGGAGACAACAGUGAAAACAACCCCUGUGGUGCAGGAAAACAAGGGGAAAACAACAGUGAGGCCAGCUCCAUGGGUGGCAGAAGCCAAGGAAAAGACAACAGUGGAAUCACUUCCCUUGGAGAAGGGUGGCAAGGAGAAGGCAACAGUGAAACCAUCCUCUGGGGUGAAGGGAGCACAUGAGAACAACACAUCCCCAGACCAAGCAAGCCCCAAAGCUCCUCCUGCAUCAAUGAAAACUGUACCACCUACUCCUCAGGCUGCUGCUGUGACACAGAAGAGGAAACUGAGCGCUGUUAACUUCACAUCUGAGCCACAGUGGGAUUUUGAGGAUGAGUACCUGCUGGAUAGCUCAUCCCCAGCCUCGACCUGCUCUGAAUCAGUGAGGGCCAGGGCUGCCAAGUCUGCCUGGCUGAGGGAUCUUUUCCUGCCCAACAUCACACUCUUCAUGGACAGGAGACACUUCAGUGACAGUGAAUGGAACCGCCUGGAGCAUUUUAUACCCCCCUAUGGCUUCAUGGACCUCAAUUAUUCACUGGUAAAGGAGGUCAUAUCCCUGCUGCCCCCAAAGCCCCACCAGCAGCUGCUCCUGGCCAACCAUGACAGCAGCAUGCCCACAUGCAUCAGCUGUGCUGUCGUGGGGAAUGGAGGAAUUCUGAAUAACUCUGGGAUGGGCCAGGAGAUUGACUCCCAUGACUAUGUCUUCAGGCUGAGCGGGGCUCUAAUCAAGGGUUAUGAAAAAGAUGUGGGAACAAAAACUUCCUUUUAUGGAUUCACAGCCUACUCCCUGGUUUCCUCUCUUCAGAUCUUGGGACACAGAGGGUUCCGGAACAUCCCACGGGACAAACAUGUCAGGUACAUUCACUUCCUGGAGGGAGCAAGAGACUAUGAGUGGCUGGAGGCUCUGCUGUUCAACAAGGACAUCAGGAAAGGAUUCCUGAACCUCAGCGGGCAGAAACCCCGGCAGAAAUUUGAUGAAGAUUUCACAAUGGACAAAUACCUGGUGACUCACCCUGAUUUCCUCAGAUACAUGAAAAACAGGUUUUUAAAGUCUAAAAAUUUGCAAAAGCACUACUGGAGGCUGUACAGACCCACAACAGGGGCCUUCCUGCUACUGACUGCACUCCACCUCUGUGACCAGGUCAGUGCCUAUGGCUACAUCACAGAGGGGUAUGAGAAGUACUCAGAUCACUACUAUGACAAGAACUGGAAAAAGUUGAUUUUCUACAUUAACCAUGACUUCAACCUGGAGAAGCAGCUGUGGAAAAGGCUUCAUGAUGAGAAUAUAAUGAAACUUUACCUGAGAACCUGACUGCAGCCUGGGAAAUCUCAACAACACCUCACAGAGAACAGAAGAGGAUCACCAGAGCCAAGGUCAGCUCUGCACUGCCAGGCACAUUUCAUCCCCACAAAGACAUUUCCCUCCUUCAGCAGCUCUGUAAUUUCACAACACUUCAACAAAUGUGUGAAUGCUGCAGACCCAAAGACCAACAGGAAAUGCAGCCUGCAAAUAAAUCCCACCUGGCUGUGCUGCAGUGCUCUUGCUGGUUGUUGUAGGCAUGGGUAUUAUGAUAGCAGAAUCCAGGAUGGAUAUGGUCCUGUGUGUAAUUUCUCUCUUUCCAAGAAGAUGCUCCUCAGGCUGGGGCCACUUCUCUUCUGGGUGGAUCCUCUCCAUUUGCAAUGCCCAUUUUGGAGCUGGGUGUUGUCUAAACAAACUCCCUGAGGAGCUGGAAUGGAUGGAGGUGGAAACACAGAUUCUGCUUCAGGUUGACUUUAUUUCUUGGGGGGAGGGGGCUGCACUCACUCUGCUCCCUGGAAAUAAAAAGGAUGGACUGGACGCUUCCAGGUGACCAAUUUGAGAGACAAUGAGUUUCACUUCUGCUACCUAGAAUGGCCUUGCUCUGACACUUCCAGAGGAGCACUGCCAUCAACUCCAGGGCAGGCAGCUGCUCUCCAUGGUGCAGCACACCUCCUGUACCUGCUGCCUCUUGCCCCAGGGCUCCCCUGGCUGCACAAAAUGUGAAUUUUGUGGCAUGGACCUGAUGUGCCAAGUCCUUGCACAGCUGGACUCGGUCAUGCUUGGCUCCCAGCUGUGUUUGUCCUGUUGGAGGUGGAAACUCUCCAAGCCCAGGGAUGGAUGCCAUGUGUCAUUGCUGCUGGCUGAAGGGCCUGUCCCCCACGGUGCUGAGAGGGGCCCAGCUGCAGCCAGCACACCUGGGGUGUGUUGGCCUCCUGGAAGGGGUUUUGUAAGCAAAAUAAAUGGCACUGCUUUGGCCAAGCUGAUCUUUCAGCAGCCCUGUGGCUUGUGGUUAUUUAGUGCACCCAGAAUUGUGGUUAUUUAGUGCUUUAAAGGCUGAGAUACAGCAGGUGGCAAAGCCAGGGAAGUCCAGGACUGAGGGAUAAUGAGAUUACCUGGAGAAGCUCUGCAGCUUGUGUGGACACACCCGAACAUCCCUGUGAAAAACGCCAAUCACUUGUUUUUAAAAUUUUAAAAGUUUAAUAGUAACAAAAUGGUUAUAAAAAUAAUAAUACAAUUAGAGUAAUAAUAAUUUGGACA
Molecule: messenger RNA, 2970 nt
Organism: Zonotrichia leucophrys gambelii
Lineage: Eukaryota; Metazoa; Chordata; Aves; Passeriformes; Passerellidae
Gene: ST6GALNAC1
Product: ST6 N-acetylgalactosaminide alpha-2,6-sialyltransferase 1
Exons: 9
Coding region: 19-1725 (568 amino acids)
Biological process (GO): oligosaccharide biosynthetic process
Molecular function (GO): alpha-N-acetylgalactosaminide alpha-2,6-sialyltransferase activity
Source: RefSeq, a predicted model, not a curated record